ACGUCCAGGCAGAUCGUCGGUGCUACGAAGACUGCGAAGCUCUGCCGGGUCUCCUCUCUCCUCCCUCCGACGCCUCCCCGGCAACCAGCUAGGGAAAUUGAAGCAACAGGACGAAGCUUUUAGAACGACCGUGUGUGGUACGUGACUCGCUGCACAGUGCACCGAUUACCGUGAACAUAGCGUCGCUGGAACUGUUCUCAAUUCAUCGAUCCAGGGCAAAGUGCGAGCGGGGAGUCGUGGGUAACAAGUGCAGGUAGCAGCGGGUGAUUCUCUGUUGGGAACGUUCGCCGAUCGGAAGCCUGGACGAACACGAAGAGGACGUCGAGUCUGGCGAGUGAGCAGAUCGGUUUGUUUUCCAUCGUACGUUUACUUCUCUGUACAAAUAUCGAUGGGGAAGCCGGUAGAACAUGCGGAACUCGUUGGAAACGAUUCUGUUCGUACUUCGUUCGCAAGCGCGCGGGGAAGAAACCAGUAGGGGUCGACGCACUUGUUCCGUUUUCGCUUGUUGUCAGUAGUUGGACGCGCCGGGACGCGAGUGAUUAAAAGUAGUGUCCUUGCAACGUUUACACGUGUACGUGAAGAACGCGGAUUUGAGUGAUGCUCCAUUAUGCUGUUCCUGAAAUGAUUCGGCCAUCCGAGGAUCGACGAUCGAUCACCGGGCGAAGGAAUUCCUAUGGAAACCGGCGGCGUUCCGUCACGUUUUUCUAUGGUUCAACGACGGCAUCGCGUGUCGCGGCUCGAACAGGGCCACGAGAGGUGGAUCGUGCGAGCGGUAACGGCGAACGGCUGAGACGGUCAGCGGCGGUGGUUCGCGUAUACCGGCUCGAGUGAGGAUUCCCAUGAACGGCCGGAACCUGCCCGGAAUCCCAUGGUCGAGAAGAGGAGCGAACGAGCAUGACGUAGCCGUCGAUGCGGGGGGCGCUUCGGAUGCUCCGUACUGGCGACGACUAGGCUCGUAUGGAGGGGACGAACGCAAACGCAACGGAAGGCAGCCUGCUUCUGAACCAGACCGACUCUCUCCAAGGGUUCCCCGGCAAGAAUUCACCCUACACGACCGCGCAGGCAAUACUCAUUGCGCUGGUGCUCGGCAGCAUAAUCGUCGGUACGGUGAUCGGGAACACACUGGUCUGCGUCGCCGUGUUCCUCGUUAGGAAGCUGCGAAGGCCGUGCAACUAUCUCGUGGUCAGCCUCGCGGUCAGCGAUCUCUUCGUCGCUCUCCUGGUGAUGCCGAUGGCGAUGCUCUACGAGAUCUCCGGUAAUUGGUCCUUCGGCCCAUUUAUGUGCGACGUUUGGGUCAGCUUCGACGUGCUCAGCUGCACGGCCAGCAUCCUCAAUCUCUGCAUGAUCUCCGUCGACCGGUUCUGCGCCAUAACGAAACCGUUGAAAUACGGCGUAAGGAGGACGCCGAGACGGAUGAUCGCCUACGUGAGCCUUGUUUGGUUAGGGGCGGCCUGCAUCAGUUUGCCACCCCUGUUGAUUAUGGGGAACGAACACAAUUACUCUGAGGACGGUGCGUUCCACUGCAGCGUUUGCCAGAAUUUCUUCUAUCAAGUCUACGCGACGCUCGGCAGUUUCUACAUGCCACUCUUCGUCAUGAUCCAGGUGUACUACAAGAUAUUCUGCGCGGCUCGCAGGAUAGUCUUGGAGGAGAGAAGGGCGCAGAGCCAUUUGGAGGCGCACUGCUACGUGGACAUAGAGCCCCCGACGCAGCAUCAUCACACGGCCACUGGGAACCGUCAAUCGAAUUCCGACGAGCAAACCAGCCACGGAAGUCCCCACGUGAAGCAGCAUCGAAGCUCGAGCACCUCGACGACGAUACGAUCGAACCUUCACGGCGAUACGCAGGAUAAUAUGAGAGCGUGCAGCGGCCACGCGGUUCGUUGUUUCACCGGCGGUCCCCGUAAGAGCAACGAGUCCCAAUGCCCGAUGCUGCAGAAGCUCGAGAAGCCGGUGCUGACGUCGUCGACGACGACCACGCCGCCGAUGACCAAGUCGUCGAUCGUCAGGAAUCACCUGAACAGUACCUGCAGCGUGACGAAUUCCCCGCACCAGAAGAAGCUGAGGUUCCACUUGGCGAAGGAGAGGAAGGCCAGCACCACGUUGGGGAUAAUAAUGAGCGCGUUCGUUGGCUGCUGGCUACCGUUCUUCGUCCUGACGUUGGUCAAGCUGUUCGUCAAGGACCCGGACUCGAUACCGGCGUUCCUCUCCAGCCUGUUCCUCUGGCUCGGCUACUGCAACAGCCUCCUGAACCCGAUAAUAUACGCGACCCUCAACAGAGACUUCCGUAAACCGUUCCGCGAGAUCCUGUGCUUCCGUUGCAGCAACCUGAACCACAUGAUGAGGGAGGAGUUCUACCAGAGCCAGUACGGCGACCCGGUGAACAACUGCGAGAUAAAGGCCGGCGAGAUGGACGACGCCGAGCGUCUGAACAAUCAGGGGAUCGAGGCGAUCGACAUCGCGACGAGCGCGCCCAACGAGAGUUUCCUAUGAUCGGGAUGAUCCAUCGAUUGUCGGAUCGUCGAGACCAGUCUGAUGAUCGAUGAUUCGGAUUAAUCCUCUCGCGGCCGCGGCUCCGUCGGUGCCGACGCGUCGAUCCUUGAAUCGAAAUUGGCAAACCGGUGUCGGUGAUUUUAAAACGAAACGCGAGAAGAUCGAAGAAGAAGAGCACGAAAGGAGUUGCAAGAGAAUGUGAUGCAGGUGAAGGAAAGUUUUAUUUAUCUUUUUUGUUUCGAACGAAACGGGACUGUUUACGGGGCUCGAUACUUGUAAUGAAAUUCGCGCAGACAUCGUAGAGGUUUCGGCUGCGAGUUCCCGAUCGGUCUUCGGUGGAUCUGUUGUUCGCAGAACCGGGAGAUCAAAUUACUCGCCGUUAACUAGUUCGAGACCUGACUUUUAAGGGGAGCUUCCUCUGAUCGAAACGACUUUUCGAUUCGUCCGCGAAACAAUUAACGCGCCGCCAAUUUCGACUAGGUCAUGUUCGCAGGAGUGCUAGUAAGUGAGAACAACUUUUGCCAGCCACUGUACGCGAGGACUGGUCCGGUGUCGAGACGAGUGACCCCGUGAAAUCCUUUUCUCCCGGUGACAGGGGAAGAAAUGGCACCGGGACAUUGUCUCCGCGGGAUGACAAGGAAAAAGGUCGUGUUCCGUGGCGGAAGUUUCUUCGGACCGUGCUCCAAUUGCCUCGAGUGACACGGCUCGUGGGAAUCGGGCGGUCAAAGGAGAAUGAGAGAAUCGUAGAAAUUCUUUCAGGUUUUAAAAAUCGUGACUCUCGAUCGGAGGAGGCGACGCGGAGUAACGAACGUUGACAGGCGGACGAUGUUCGAUCGCGUCGUGAAACAACGUGUGGUCUCUCUCUUAAUUACGACGUACAGGAGGAGGUAAAUGAAAAAUUUGUGUAGCGCCGCGUAAUCCUGAAACGGUCUGUGUAACUAUAGCGGAAAACUAAAGAAGUAAGUAUGAAAUAGGAACUCUUCCAAUCUAAAUGUACGACGCGCGUCUACCAGUGCAGCCUCGGUCUUUGAUCAUACUAAUAAGAACUUGCAAUUCAUUCGCGCGCGUACCUUUUCAAUCGCCGAUCCUCCGACGCAACUCGACGUCUCUUAUUUAUUUCAUCGGCCGCGGAAGGUAAGAUCAUACGUUUGUUUCGUCAAGCUCCAGUGAUUUGAAACGAUUACUUCUAGUAUUAAAUGAACCAAAGAGAUCGUUUGAAUUUUAUUUUUUUAAACGUACUUUUGUAAGCGAUCGAUCAAUAGCGUGCGAGAAAUUCUCGCACCGCGCGUCUAGUCUACAAGAGUGAUUUAUUUAUUAUUUAUAAAGGAACGUAGUAUCUCUAAGGUAUGUACAUUUAAAAAAACGUUAGUGAUAUUGUAAAAAGGGAUCUGGGCUCAAUACGACUUAUGAACGAAAAUCAGAAACAUAAAAGAUCUUAUCAGAUUAAAGUUAGUCCGGUUUUUAACGACGAUUCGUUCCAGUGGAAAAUAUAUUUUUGAUCGGUACGUGCAGUCUAUACGUAGUCUCGAUUCAUCUGUAAAUAAUUAUAGGCGAACGAUUCUGAGAGGUCCACCUCCCCGGAUAGAUCUCGGCCUCGGUCGGGCGCCGUGUGCGCUUGACCACGUGCCGGUGGUAAAUGUCAAUCGGAAAAUGGAAUCGAACCCGUUGGAAAAUCACUCGUGACACGUGAGGGCAGUAAAACCAUCUCGUAGCCCCGCAUCUCCGGAGUGCGAUUACCAAGAAUGUUUUUACCCGUUCGAAUCCUUGACUCGAUCCCUGAGAUUAAUGGUUCGAACACUUACGACGUUCGAACGAUUCGUCUGGCCUAACGAGGUAGUAAAAAUCCUUCCGUCAAUUCCACGAUUCAUUUACUCCUUCGUUCCUCGAUAUGGAAUUUUUGUACACACCAAAGAACGCGGUUCCUUUCGUCGCGUCGUAAUCAUUUUAUGUAGAACGUGACGAGGAAAUAAAACGAACAGUAUUAUUGUAA
This is a messenger RNA of Ceratina calcarata, 4480 nucleotides long. It is a transcript of the gene 5-HT7, whose product is annotated as 5-hydroxytryptamine receptor 7. NCBI's taxonomy places the organism in Eukaryota, Metazoa, Arthropoda, Insecta, Hymenoptera, Apidae. Gene Ontology annotation, molecular function: G protein-coupled acetylcholine receptor activity. The record is from RefSeq and is a predicted model, not a curated record. Gene Ontology annotation, cellular component: plasma membrane. The coding region runs from base 958 to 2490 and encodes 510 amino acids. Gene Ontology annotation, biological process: positive regulation of MAPK cascade; adenylate cyclase-activating adrenergic receptor signaling pathway. The transcript is spliced from 8 exons.